This is a messenger RNA of Arachis ipaensis, 585 nucleotides long. The record is from RefSeq and is a predicted model, not a curated record. Lineage: Eukaryota; Viridiplantae; Streptophyta; Magnoliopsida; Fabales; Fabaceae.
AUGGCGGUGAUAGCCAACUUGGCUAAUACCAUGGAAGCGAAUGCUGCUGUAACGUUGCAAGCCGUACAAAGGUUGGGUCAACCGGCGGGAAAUGAAAAUAGAAACGGAGAUGGAAAUGGAACUGGGAAUAGAGACGGAAAUGGUAAUGACUUGGGAGGUGCUCCGAUGACCUUGGCUUCAUUUCUGAAAGUUCAUCCACCAACUUUUAGAGGAUCGACUAACCCUACGAAAGUGGACAAUUGGUUCCAAGCUAUGGAGUGUGCAUUGCAAGCUCAGCAUGUCCCAACUAACCAAAAUCUCUUGGGAUGUAUUUCAACGGUGUUCUAUAAGAAGUAUUUUUCGGAGUCGGUGAGAGAGGCAAGGGAGUUAGAGCUUAUGCAGCUGAAGCAAGGCUCAAUGUCAGUAGCAGAGUACAGAAGCAAAUUUGAAGAGCUGUGUAGGUUUUCAAGAGUAUGUCAGAGAGCCCCUGAGACCUAUGAGAGUUGGAAAUGUAUCAAGUAUCAAGGAGGCCUCAAGGACGACAUUAUGACUGCUAUAGCUCCCUUGGAGAUAAGAAUAUUCUCGGAACUAGUCAACAAAGUGUGA